Molecule: messenger RNA, 1356 nt
Organism: Trichomycterus rosablanca
Lineage: Eukaryota; Metazoa; Chordata; Actinopteri; Siluriformes; Trichomycteridae
Gene: kcnk12l
Product: potassium channel, subfamily K, member 12 like
Exons: 2
Coding region: 1-1356 (451 amino acids)
Biological process (GO): stabilization of membrane potential; potassium ion transmembrane transport
Cellular component (GO): plasma membrane
Molecular function (GO): potassium ion leak channel activity; outward rectifier potassium channel activity
Source: RefSeq, a predicted model, not a curated record
AUGCCUCGCAGACCGAACGUCAGUCGCAGCUGUUGCUUCUCACCUCACCUGAACGAGGACAAUGCCCGCUUCGGCCUGCUGGCGGCGUUCAUCCUGCUCUACCUGCUGUGCGGGGCGCUCGUGUUUUCGGCUCUCGAGCGUCCGUCGGAACUGAGGGCGCACCAGCUGUGGGACGAACAGCUGGCCAACUUUACACGGAAGCACCGGCUGAGCCUGGAGAGUCUGCAGACCCUGCUGAGACAGUUCGAGCAGGCUUUCGGCACCGGCAUCCGCGUCGACCCUCUGAGACCGCGCUGGGACUUCUCUGGAGCGUUCUACUUUGUUGGCACCGUGGUGUCCACAAUAGGUUUUGGGAUGACCACACCGGUGACGAUCAGCGGGAAAGUCUUUCUGAUCUUCUAUGGACUGAUCGGUUGUGCUGCCACCAUCCUGUUCUUCAACCUCUUCCUGGAGCGCAUCAUCACUAUGCUGGCGUACAUCAUGCGCUGGUGUCACGAGAGGCAGCUGCGGCGCGCUGGCGUGGGCGGAGAGGAGGCCCGCGGCGAGGACGACAGUCUCGAGGGCUGGAAACCGUCCGUCUAUUACGUCAUGCUCAUCCUGGGCAUCGCGGCGCUCCUGAUCGCCUGCUGCGCAUCGGCGCUCUACUCGGCGAUGGAGGACUGGGACUAUUUCGAUUCGCUGUAUUUUUGCUUCGUGGCGUUUAGCACUAUCGGGUUCGGAGAUCUGGUGAGCAGCCAGAGGGAGACCUACACGGCUCAGGAGGCUUAUCGUUUCGGGAACUGUCUCUUCAUCCUCAUGGGCGUGUGUUGCAUCUACUCGCUUUUUAACGUCAUCUCCAUCAUCAUCAAGCAGACUCUGAACUGGAUCCUGGGUAAGCUGGACUGCAGCAGGGUGCAGUGUCCGUGUCGGGGACGCACCUACAGGAGGCACGGCUCAAAAUGCUGCUGCUGCUGCCCCUGCCUGCCCGCCCACCGGCGCGGCACUCACCCCGUCCCCGGAAACGCCCGUCAGAGGGCGCAGAAGCGUAACGCGGUGCACCCGGCUUCUGGCAACGAGACGGCACGGAAGCAGCGCUUCACCACCGCCUCGGUGGAAACCGUGUGCGACAGUGAGACCGAUGCUGGACUCGGGCCGGACGCAGGGUAUCUCACCGGGCACAGACUCUCAGGAGAGAUGAUCUCGGUCAAUGACUUCAUGGCUAACAAGGUUUCUCUGGCUAUUCUGCAGAAGCAGCUCUCGGAGACGGCACACGGGAAUCCCAGACAGAGCCAUGUCAGACAGAACGGCUUUUCUGGUGGAGUCGGUGCGUUGGCCAUCAUGAAUAAUCGUCUACAAGAAACCAGUGUGGACAGGUAG